CUUGUUUUUAUACUCUCAACUGCCAGCUGCGCCGCUGCCCCCAAGUUCCUUGCCUCCCGACAUCCCAACAAGGCUACAGCAUCCUAAGGCCGUCGGCGCUGGCAGCUCCUUUCCCCCGCUUCGGAGGUUUGGGCAGCGACGGCGAUGUGGAAGAGCCGCCAUUGCGGCGCCAGCUUCAGCUUCAGCAAUCAGAACUGCAGCAGCCGUCGUAGCUACAGCCGCCGCCAGAGCACGUUCGACAGCUUAUGGCCGUACCAGUGUCGUACCGGCUGCCGUGGCAGCAUCCGCCUCCGGAUCGUUUAACUUGUCCCGCAGCAGCCCACUGGCGGGCGGCCGGUUGGAUGUCGUACACUGGCGGGAGGGCCGUAUGCUGCGGAUCUGGACACCACCCGGUUUCAGCCCCUCCUCCGCCACCUCCUCCUCCUCUCGCGAUCCCCUCCCCGUGCUGUAUCUGAAUGACGGUCAGAACCUGUACGGCGACCAGCCCACCCUCAGCGGCUGCUCGUGGCACAUGGGGGAGGCGGCGGCGGGACUCAUCAACUCGGGGGCACUGCCGCCGUUCGUGGUGGUGGGGAUCGAUCACCCGGGAGCCAUGCGUUCGUACGACUACCUGCCGUACCCGCCGGGCGCCGCCAACGGCUACCGGCUCGACGCGGCGAACUGGCCCGGUGGCGGCGUCGAGGCUUACCUCCGUGCGGUCGUUGACGAGAUCCUGCCGUACACCGAGCGCACGUACGGCGUGUCUUCGGAGCCUGCACUUCGUGGUUUCGGAGGUUCGUCCUUCGGCGGCAUUUGCGCUCUGUGCGCUGCGAUGCUCCAUCCCGGUGUGUUCGGGGCUCUGCUAGUCGAGAGCCCCAGUUUGUGGUUCGGAGAGGAGCGGCUGCUGCGACAAGACCUGCCCAGCUUCCAGGGACCCUGGCCGGCAAGGAUGUUCCUGGCAAUGGGAACGAAGGAAUACUCGGUCAUUCGGCAGUUCAAAGAGUCAGAGUUCGAUUCCCGCCUGGUGUCGCUCACACACGACCUGGCAGCGCUGUUGGAAAGCCGGGGACUGAUGCGAGGAGAGAGGCUGAUGGUGAUGGUGGACGAGGGAGCCACACACAACGAGCGAGCAUGGGCACAGCGUCUGCCUGCGGCUCUACGCUUCCUGGGAGCCCACUGGCGCCAUCAGCAACAAAAAUGAAUUCCUCUCAACGCGUCCUUAUGUCGUUCGGUAGUAGUAGCAGCAGCAGCAGCAGCGUGUGUUGUAUGUGGGGCGUCUAGCAGGUUGUAUGAACUGUAGCAGAGAGCUGACGGUCUGAAUGUUACAUACACUAAGGUCAUGCACUACUGGUAAAGCACACGCCGAUGCCCCCGGAGGUUUGGGGAUUGAGACCUGUCAGGGUCGAAAGAUCCUUCCGAUGGUGGAAGGUAAAAGUGCCCCUAGUCGAUGGACGGUGGUGACCUGGGAUAAAGUUGACCUGCGAGCUGACCAGGAAUGGAGUUGAGUCGCCGUUGAUCCGGCAGAUUCUGUUGGAUGCUGGUGGUGGGUGCUGAACCUGAGCAAUCCACUGCGAAGUUGGCUAGGGUGACUUGAUGAGGGUGCCCCAAAAUACCGGGGAAGGCAGGGGGUUCCCUGAAGAAGAGACUCUGCCAGGUA
Messenger RNA from Volvox carteri f. nagariensis, 1636 nucleotides. RefSeq lists its product as uncharacterized. The record is from RefSeq and is a predicted model, not a curated record. NCBI's taxonomy places the organism in Eukaryota, Viridiplantae, Chlorophyta, Chlorophyceae, Chlamydomonadales, Volvocaceae. The coding region runs from base 368 to 1180 and encodes 270 amino acids. The transcript is spliced from 5 exons.